This is a messenger RNA of Sphenostylis stenocarpa, 1257 nucleotides long. NCBI's taxonomy places the organism in Eukaryota, Viridiplantae, Streptophyta, Magnoliopsida, Fabales, Fabaceae. The record is from the annotation of a GenBank genome assembly.
AUGCUUUUCAUGGAGUACUUGAAGGAAGUGGAAGGAAAAAGGGUCCAUGAUUAUGUUCAGGUAAAGAUGGGUAAAAUGACAAGGGCAGUAUGUGUGGCAGGACCAGUGAUAGUGGGAGCUGGACCAUCAGGGCUUGCUGCAGCAGCAUGUCUUAAACAGAAAGGCAUUCCAAGCCUAAUCCUUGAAAGGGCUGAUUGCAUAGCUUCAAUGUGGCAGCUCAAGACUUACGAUCGCCUAUGCCUUCAUCUCCCUAAGCAAUUCUGCCAACUCCCUCUAAUGCCAUUCCCCCAAAACUUUCCCUCUUAUCCAACCAAGCAACAAUUCUUGGCCUACUUGAAGGCCUAUGCCAACCAUUUUGAUAUCAAACCAACUUUAAGCAAGACAGUGGUCAGUGCCGAUUAUGAUCACAGAUGUAGCUGUUGGAGGGUGAAGACUGAAGGCUUGAAAAAGGAGGAGACAGAAUAUGUUUGUGAGUGGCUCAUAGUUGCUACUGGAGAGAAUGCUGAGGAGUUUGUGCCACAAAUUGAAGGAAUGGACGAGUUUGAAGGGCCUAUCUUACACACUAGCUCAUAUAAAAGUGGCAAUAUGUUUUGUGGGAAGAAUGUUUUGGUGGUUGGAUGUGGAAACUCAGGAAUGGAAGUUUGCUUAGAUCUCUCCAACCAUAAUGCUCGCCCAUCCCUUGUGGUUAGAGAUACGGUUCAUAUAUUACCUCAGCAAAUGUUUGGGAAAUCAACUUUUGGUUUAGCUAUGUGCUUGCUUAAGUGGUUCCCUAUACGCGUGGUGGAUAAGUUUUUACUUCUAAUGUCACAUCUCAUUCUUGGGAACACAGCUCAAUAUGGACUUCAUCGUCCCAAAAUUGGCCCUCUAGAGCUCAAGAACUUGUACGGCAAGACCCCAGUUUUGGAUGUUGGGACACUUGCUCACAUAAAAAGUGGAAAAAUUAAGGUUUGCCGCGGAAUUAAACAACUAGCACAACAGAAGGUGGAGUUUGUGGAUGGAAAAACAGAGAAUUUUGAUGCGAUCAUUAUGGCAACUGGUUACAGAAGCAUUGUACCCACUUGGUUGAAGGGCAGUGACAUGUUUUGUGAGAAGGAUGGAUUGCCUCGGAAAGCUUUCCCAAAUGGAUGGAAAGGUGAAAAUGGACUCUAUGCCGUGGGUUUCACCAAACGUGGUCUUCUUGGAGCAUCUAUUGAUGCAAAGAGGAUAGCAGAAGACAUUGAACAUUGCUGGAAAGCUUCUAAGACCACGCAAGUGUAG